AGACAACGAAUUGUUCCCUGGGGAGCGCGCCCAGGUCCCGAGCACACGCGCGCGCCUCUCUUCCCCCUUUACCACCACCCCCCCCUUCUCCCAACACUGGGCACGCGCCCCUCCCCACAAACUCUCAGGCUGGAGACUGCAACGACCGCUGUGCGCGCUCCUCGCCUGGGACUGGGACUGGGCUCGCGCCGCGCGCGUGCCGCUCGCUCGCUCGCCUGGAGCCGGUGCAAGCCUCGGAAAGAGCAGAAGCAGCGGCCGCUGCAGGGAGCUGCAAAAGGGGCUGCAACCCGACUGGUCUUGGCGGGAGCGGCAGCUCCUAGCGACCGGCGGGACGGCGCGAAGCGGCCCCAGGCCAGCCGGGCCCAUCACGUGCAGCCGCCUCGGACGCGCCGAGGCGCUGCUGGCAGGGGACGUGGAGAGCCCCGGUCCUCCCCUGAGGGCAGUGGCCGUUCCCAUGGUGAAAGGUAGUUAAUGGAGAAGCGGGCGAAUGACAGCCGGGACUGUGGUCAUCACAGGUGGAAUAUUAGCAACAGUCAUUUUGCUCUGCAUCAUUGCAGUCCUCUGCUACUGUAGGCUUCAGUAUUACUGUUGCAAAAAAGAUGAGUCAGAAGAGGAUGAGGAAGAGCCUGACUUUGCCGUCCAUUCCCACCUCCCACCACUCCACUCCAACCGAAACAUCGUGCUGACUAACGGACCCUCGCUCUACCCAUCAUCCUCUUCCUCCUUCAACCAGAAAUCCCCACAGUGCCGCACCGUCUGCCCCAGCUGCUCCCACUAUGAGCCCCCAACCUUUUUCCUUCAGGAACCAGAGGAGGUUCGAAAUGGGGGCGAGCGCAUCAACUAUAAGAACAUCAGCCAGGAAGACAUAGAACUGCCGGUGAGCUUCGGUGGACUCCAAGCCCUCAAUCCCAACCGCCUCUCUGCCAUGCGCGAAGCUUUCUCCCGAAGCCGUAGCAUCAGCACUGAUGUCUGAGCUCCAUCCUAACUCCCUGGUCUGGCACUGGGCAAGGAGCACUGGACUGGGUAUCGAGACUUGAGUUCCAGGCGCAGCUUUGCCACUAACUCACUUUGUGACCAUGGGCAUGCCAUGACCCUCCUCUUGGCCGCAGUGUCCUCACCUGAAAAAUCAGGGGCUUUGAAUAGAUGGUCUCUAAGGUACCUUCCAGUUCCAUCAUUCUUUGACUUGGGAGCCCUCGGUUCACCCUCCUGAUGUUGAACAAUAGCUUCACCAUUGAGGACUCCCCAGGGAAGUCUGACAGAGAGAACUUAUGAGAUAAUGAAUGUAUUUGGUAGUUCACUGAUCUGACAAUAGAACAAGUUAUUUAGUCAAUCAGCAAACUAUUUCCUCCACCCCUACUAUGUGUUCAGUGCCAUGUUAGGAACUACCAGGGGCAUGCACACACACACAUAAAAAAAUGAAACUCUGUCCUGAAAAAGUUGACAUUCUAGUUGGGAAGGGAGGAAACAUGACAACAUAACCAAGUAGCAGGCAGUCUGUGUUUAAUGCCCAAUGAGGAGGUCAAAAAGGAAGAGAGGAAGAGGGAAAGAUCCCCGGAUGUGGGGCAGUCAGGCAGGGAAGAUGUUUGUUUUAGGAGUGAGCCUCAGAAACAAAAGUGGGUAAAUUCCAGCUAAGAGAUGCCAGUCACAGAGUGAGAGGGCAUGGGGGGGGGGAAGUGAGGAAGAACCCAAGAAUUAAGGGACUUUAAGCCAUUGCCUCCAUUAUUAAUGAAAUUUUGGUACCAGGCCAUCUCUGGUUCCCAGAGAAGUGUCCUAAGGGUCACCACACUGGGUGUCUUGUCUCACAUAUCAAAUUACUACCUGAGGCUGGAAGGACUUGGUGCAGGCAAUCAGAAACACAUAAUCUCCUCCAGGCCCCAAUGGACAUGAAGGUAUUCCUCUUUUCAGUUUCUCCCCAUCUUCUUGAAACCCUAGAUCCCUUUGGAUCCAAAGUGGUUUCUAGCCUCCUAUUGGUGGCAGGGAAGCAAACUACAUGAAGAAGGAGAGAAUGAGGAUAAGGAUAUUUAAAAACCACCUAAUUUGCCAUCAGUAGUAAUGAAGUACAACUAGCAUCUUUUCUCCCUUUUGUCCUGCCCCCAACAUACAUAGACACACCAAAAAUCAUGUUAAAAUUUUUAAACUGACCCAAAAUGUGCCCCACAACUUCCCAAGUCUCUCUCUCCUUCUUUCUCUCUCUCUCUCUCUCUCUCUCUCUCUCUCUCUCUCUCUCUCUCUCUCUCUCUCUCUCACACACACACACACACACACACACACACACACACACACACACACACACACACAUACUCCAUACCCACAUCACACCAUACCACAUAUCUCACACACUCACCCUGUCCUCCUUGGCAGAAAUGAGAUGGGUUCUUGCUCAUUGAUGCAGUCCAUGUGUCUUCUAGGACAGUCCAUGGAGUUUGGCUCAUUGUCCCAGAUGCCAGAAACCAGUUUGACCCAUUCUCCAGCCUGCCACCCACCUUCCAAGAGGAACAUUGAUCCAUAAACCUAAACAACAAUCUCCUUCCUUCUCUAUUUUAACCUGAACACACAGCUCACUGACACUGGUACCUGUCUUCCAGGUCUGGUGGAAGAAAGAAAUCAUUUUGUAAUAGUAUCUCACAUGCUGAUAAGACAAAUCCACUAAUCCUAAUGAUGGGCAAGUCCCUUCAUCUCCAGUGAAAGCAGCCAUUUGUAUAGGUCUCCAGUCAUUUCCUAUUUAGUAAAAGGCAAUACUUCCUCUUCAGUGGCAGUUCAUUAAAUGAUAUUUUUUAAAGGGUAGAUGGGAGGAGGGGAACGUCUGGGUGGCUCAGUGGAUAGAGAGUCAAACCUAGAGACAGGAGGUCUUGGGUUCAAAUGUGACCUCAGAUACUUCCUAGCUAUGUGACCCUGGGCAAGUCACUUAACCCUCAUUGCCUAGCCUUUACUGCUCUUCUGUCUUAGAACCAAUACAUGGUAUUGAUUCUAAAAUGGAAGGUAAGGGUUUUUUUUAAGAAAGGAAAGUUUUCUGCCUAGGAAAUCUAUGUCUCCUGAGCUUCACUUUGAAUUCUCUCAGUUCCAUCUCUGGAGAUUUCCCCUUCAAGACUAUGCUGGAAAAAUUUGGGGAAGAAAAGUCCUUGUGAGAGUCUUCCCACAACCAGAGAAGAAGGUACUACUCCUCACUGAACUCUCAGUUAAAACUUCGUAGAAGACCUGCUCCUGAUGAAGGGCACGCUGUUGUUUUAGGACGUGUGGUUGGUUUAUAAAUAUUGUGUGCACCGUGACAAGAUUAUUUUCUUCUCUUCCCUAGAAGGCUUUUAAUUCCACGGAAGAGGUUUCAAAGUACAUGAAAGAUUCACCACUUUCAGUAUUCUGGAUUUUCUUUCUUCUUCUCCUUCUGCCUUGGUUUGUAGCACAUUAGAUUUGCUCAGUUAAUCCAUCCCUGAAUAGGGCAAGUCGUCUGGGAAGCUCUGGCCUGAGUUUCUUUGCCAGGGAUGAUGUUCUCAUUGGUCUGAUGUCAUAACAUAGCUUGAACCAAACUCUGACUUUGUAUAAUUCUUAUCUGAAGUUGGUUCGGUUGCAUUUGACUUUGGGGGGCUGGGGUGGGGGGAGGGAUGGGGAGGGCAAUUUCCUGUGGCUGUUGUCUUUCUAUUUUCCUGUUUUCUGAUCUAUACAUAACUAUAAAACUUAUAGAUGUAGAUAGCUUUGAAAUGAAACAAGAGACACCUGGUCAGUUUAACUUCCCAGAGGUGGAUUGCUGAAUGGGACUCCUGGGUCUGCCGAAAACACAAAAACAAAAGGAAAUAAACCUUAUCUUUGACAUUACUGGGGAGAAGAGGCUCUUUAAUCUGUCCCCAUUCCCAGACCACUCUUUCGAGUGGGUUAGGAAAGAGAGGCCAUGCUGGCCGACAGUGACAUUGUACAGAAGUCUGACUUUAGCAGAAAGAAUCUGGUGAGCGAGGGCCAGGCUGUAGCCCAGACGUAUAAUUGGUGUAUGGGUUGGUUUUGAAAAUGAAAGGCUAAGAAUCGCAACUAUUACAGUCAUCUGGCUUCAGGCACGGGAGUGGCCCCCAUACAGCCCACCUGAAAACAUGAGAGACCCCCCCCAGAGUGAGCAGGGAAAGGGGCCACAUUUGUAGUCCAUGAGUGGAAGCAGAGCAAGGCUCCAGGGAGAAUGGUGCCCACCGACAUUCAAGAAACUCCCAGGUACCCAGUACCACAAUAAAGGCAACCUAUUGCUUUA
Messenger RNA from Monodelphis domestica (gray short-tailed opossum), 4225 nucleotides. RefSeq names its product family with sequence similarity 163 member B (gene FAM163B). Lineage: Eukaryota; Metazoa; Chordata; Mammalia; Didelphimorphia; Didelphidae. The record is from RefSeq and is a predicted model, not a curated record.